AUGCCAUAUGGCCAACUGCCAGUGCUUGAUGUUAACGGCUUGCUUGGAGCGGAUGAGUGGGAAGCAGCAAAGAUUGAUGAGCUGAUUAUGGGUCUCGAAGAUCUCAUGCAAAAACUUUCACCAUGGAUCCAUGAACAGAAUGACACCAAAAAGAUUGAAAUGUUCAAAAAACUUAUGGAAGAAGAAAUCAGCCCAUUCCUGCAGCGCUACGAAAAGUUUCUGGCCAACAGUGGUACUGGAUAUUUUGUUGGAAAUAAGCUGUCGGUGGCAGAUUUGGCUGUCUUCAACAUGCUUCAGUUCUUUGAUGGCAAGCUGAUGCCUGGACAUCUGAAGAAAUAUCCUGGUCUGGAUGAAUUUGUUGCUAAAAUUGGGCAGUUACCAAAAAUCAAAGCCUGGAUUCAGAAAAGACCUAAAACCAAUUUUUAG
This is a messenger RNA of Gongylonema pulchrum, 426 nucleotides long. The record is from the annotation of a GenBank genome assembly. Lineage: Eukaryota; Metazoa; Nematoda; Chromadorea; Rhabditida; Gongylonematidae.